GCCCAAAUGUGGUUGUCUCGAAAACGGGCCCGAUCUUUUUUUUUAACUUUUUUUUUUCUUGCUCUUAUUCUUUCUCGUGCAAUCCCGCAUCAGAGACGUAUGACGAAUUUCUACUUGUAGGAAGCACGAUCAAUGUCAUUCCAUUCGUCAGGAGCUGAUCUUACCGCUGCGCCGGUCACGCCUGCGCAACUCGCUCACUUUCUUAAAGAAGCACCCACCGUCUACAAAAACAAGCUACAUCGAGGCGCGAAACGCCAGAUUCUGACCAAUUGUUACCGCGCAUUAUGGAGCAACAACUUGUCGUGGAUGCAAAAAUACUUUUUCAAAGAAGGAUUGUCUGAAAGCGAAAAUCUGUCGACAUUGCUAGAAAAAUACAACUUGUUUGACAGCAACGAUGAUGCCUCGGCGGUCGUGGCCACCAAUCCGGAUAACGUUCUCAUCGACACUUCGGCCGGUAGCCCCGAGUACUGGGAAAGUCAACGUGGCAAGCAAUGUGGCCAUUUGUUUAAAAAAGGCGAAAGUGUCUAUCGCUGCAGGAAUUGCGGCCUUGACGAUACCUGUGUCAUGUGUUCUCGAUGUUUCCAUGGCACUCAACAUGAAGGUCACGAUGUCAAGAUUUGGAUUAGUCGCGGUGGCGGUUGCUGCGAUUGCGGUGAUCCCGAAGCUUGGAAAAUCCCUUUACACUGCGCCAUUCACAGUCCACACGCUUCCGGUCCUUCCACCGCCGCCGAACCAACCCCUGCACUGGAUCUUUUAACAUCGGUGCCUGCCGAACUACUAGCUUCGGUCAAAGAAACCAUCGCCGUGGUCAUUGAUUACAUGCUUGAAACCUUUGCUACGUCGCCCGAAGAUGUGUCACCUACCAAUUUGCACGAUAUUCAACAGGAUUGCGAAGAUUCGCACAAAGCCCUGCAUAUACCGAUUGCCAAUGCCGCCGAAGGUCAACGCCAAAUGUACGCUUGUGUGUUAUGGAACGACGAAAAGCAUUCCUUUGACGAAGUCAUUUCCAUCGUUGUACGUUCGAUUGGAUGCGCCAAGCACGAAGCAAUCAAGAUUGCCGAAAAUGUGGAUGCUUAUGGUCGUACCACAAUCAAAAUCUCAGACGACGUGGCCGAGUUGCUAGAGAUCGCCCAGCGAAUUCAUUCCAUCAAGCUGGCCGUCACGAUCCGGUCAAUUCAGAAUACGCUACGUGAAGAGAUUUGUGGAAUUUUACUGGAUUGGCUCAAGGAUCUCAUUGGUGGACGAUAUAAAUUCUUUAGCCACGUUCAAGGCGGCAAUUGCAUUAUGCGAGAUACGGUGUGUGAAGUGCUGUGUGAAGACUGGUCACUUCGUUCCGACCUGGCGGCGUUAUCCACCCGAUCACGACGAGGACGCAUGGUGGAAGAAGAUGAUAGUUUCGCCAGUGCCGAUGAUGGUCCAGAAGAUGGGUUUACCGACGAAGAAUUGGAAGAUGCUCCGAAUAUCAUGAAUGAAGUGAACCAGCUGCAAUUUAAUAACGACGGCAAUGAGUUUGUGAUCACCAACGAGGAUGUCCAAGACUUUUUCCAAGAGUUACCGUGGAUCAUCCGCCAAGUGGAAACCCAGCGUGAUCAUAAUGAAGAUGAAGAAGAAGAUGACGAAUUGAAUGAUCAUGAAACUUUUCGCGAAGUCGAAAACGAGGACGAUGACGACUUAAACGGUCCUGAAGUGUUUCGUGAAAUCGUGAAUGAGGACGAACACGACGACGACGAAGAGAUUUACGAUCAUUGGGAAUCCUCUUACGAGCAGUACGCCGAAUCGCCGGAUGCCGAAAUGCACGACGACGACGAAGACGAGGAUUCGAUGCACGAACACGGUGUGGAUAAUGAUGUGGAAAUGAACACUGUUGACCGUGCAUUCACCGUGCCUUCUCGAUCGUCUCUUCGUACCACCACUGAACACACGGCGGGAUCGCAGUCGAGUCAACCGUCUUCGCAACCAAAAUCUGUCAAGCCACGUUCAUCAAAGCAUUCACGGGAUAUUAUUGACCUUGACUGGGAUUUGGACGCUUGGUUAACACAUGUGGAGCAUUUGGAGGCAGAAGAGAUCGCGAUCGCUUCGUCGCUUCACGUACCCGUCAACACAACCAAAGGUUCCAUGAAAGAAGCCAACGACCUACUCAAGAAAGAAUUCAAACGUAAAUUGCGCUUGGAUUAUUUACUGCAGUAUGAUUUACGGUUGUGGAAAAGCGCUCGCGCCAGUAUCAAGGACCUUCUCAUUGGCACCCUCAUUUCCAACUUUGACUAUCGCCGUGCUCUCGGUACGCGUUAUGCUCGCAAUUACCCAGAAUUAGUGGAUGCCUUCUUUUUCAAAGAUCGCGAACCGGAGCAUUCAGUAAGCACACUUUCGGUUCAACUGUUGACCGUGCCGACGGUGGCCUCGAUGCUGGUGAAGGAGUACAAAUACUUUGGCAUUGUGUGUUCAAUUCUCGCCAAUUUCUUUUUAACCGACGAUAUCCAUAUGCUACUCUCGGACGAGUAUCGCCACAUGCAAGUGGACUGUUUGUCACGGUCAAUUACUCGCCAUCGUUACGCGUACACGUUCCUUGAUCUCCGUUAUGUUUUAAAUGCGGAUCCCGUGAAACUCGAAGUGACCCAAAGUCCAUUGUACCUGCGUCAUUUUAUCGACAUGUUGUUCCAGUUCCAGGGAAUGGAUCCCAUUGAACGCGAAAAGUUUAUCCACGUGGAAUAUGAAGCCAAUGCGUGGGUGAGCGCAUUCAAUGUAACAUUACAAAUCUCCAAGCUGUGUCGCCAGUUUGCCGACUGCUUUGCUCUAUCACAAGACACGCUGUCGCCCGCGGAAGUAUCGCGCAAUCUUUGCCGUUCCGUGUAUCGGUUACUGAAAGCUAUUGCGGACUGGUCUCCGCGACUGGCCAAUCGCGAUAAAGAUUCUACUCAUACCAACCGCAAGCGACCCCUCAUCCGAGGCGUGCACCAGCAACGAUACCAUCAAGUCAACUUUGCGCAAUCCGGCACGUUUGAAGUGGUAGAAUACGACGUUUCCACCGAACCUGUGUCAUUUCAUCACCCUUUCCACUGGCUUUUAUCCGAAAUUCUUGAACAUGUGACCCUGUUUCGCGACGAAUUACUAUCCGAGAAUGGCUGGCAUUACGGUUUCAAAAACAUGAUGCAAGCUGUGUUCCGAGAGGAACCCCAUGACUUGGUCUUGACAAUUCUGGAUUAUCCCAUCCGAACCAUGGUGAUGCUCUCACAAAUCAACAGUGGUGUAUGGGUACGCAACGGAUACGGUGUGCGAAAUCAGGCUCGCACUUAUCGAGAUGUCAGUGUGCGUGAGAAUACCUAUGAUCGUGAUAUCUAUCUUUUACAAAUUGGUUUUGUGGCUACCAAUCCUAGCCAAUUGCUGGCGACCAUGUUGGAUCGAUUCGAUAUUGUGGCAUGGUUCAAUGGACGACCGGACAAACAGCAUGAGGCUUACGAUGCGAAUCAAAAGACCUACAUUGUCGAAGAGUUCCUCAACCUGCUGAUUAUCUGUGCCACGGAACGCGGCUUUGCUUCGGGCAUGUCGGUUGAACACCGCAUUCAUCGAGCAAUUGUCCAGUACCUGGGAAUCUCCGGUAUGGCGUAUUCCGAGCUUCUGAAAAUGAUUCCCGACAGCUUGAGCGAGCAUGAAUCGUUUGAAUCCCAGCUGAGCGCUUUGGCCAAUUACAAGGAACCCGAUGGUUUGACCGAUCACGGUAUCUACGAACUCAAGGAAGAAUAUCAUGACGAAAUCGAGCCUUACUAUUGGCAUUACACACGUAAUCAACGCGAGGAAGCGUUUGACGCGCGCCGAAAACGAUGGAAGCAGCAACAUCCGGACCAGAAACUCGAUGAUAAAGAGGAAUUUUUCAUUGUACCUGAAGCCCACAAAAUUGGAUUUGGACCUUUCAAGUACCUUGGCAACUUUUUACACACGCCAUUGUUCUGCCACAUUCUCGUUCACGCCUUGUGGCAUCCUCAGUUGAAUCAGUCGACGGCCAGUGACACCAUCAUUGAUGAAGCGCUUCACUUGGCCCUCCUUGCCAUUGUCGAUCAGAACAACGUGAUUGCUGAACAGACGCGUGCCUCGGCCAAAGGUAAAUCGCGUGCGGACACGGCCAUUGACGCGUUGCGUGGAUUUGUACAGAAUGCAACCGAGCAUGGUGUAUCGAUAGUCGUGGAUUUGGAGCGACAAAACGUGACUUUACUGGAUGUUCUUCUGAAGCGUUUGGAGGAUCCGGAAUACCGACACAUUCACAAACGGUGCAAUUACAUUGUCCAUUAUCUUGAACAGCAUGCAUCGGAUGAUAUCAGGUACAAGUUUGCGCAAUGGCGCAGCGCACGCUAUACCGGCAAUGGUCCAACGGAGGAUGAUCGUAAAGCGAGCGAUGCUCAGGCCGAAUAUGAACGCAAAAAGGCGGCGGCCAAAGCACGCCAGGCUGCCAUCAUGUCUCAAUUCGCGCAAGCUCAAAACCAGUUCAUGUCUCAGUAUGGUGAAGAAUAUGAGGAUGAAGAUGAAAGUGACUAUGAGCAAGAAUUUGAAGAAGAGACUCAGGCGACGCAGAUCGUGGCUCCCGACGGCGAGCUUGAACUUGAACGUAUCUGCCACUUCCCCUCCGGCACUUGCAUCGUGUGUCAAGAAGAAUUGGAUCGGUCCAAGCUGUAUGGUAUGCUAGGCUUGGUGCAAAAGUCGCACAUCCUGCGCCAAACUCCUUUGAACAAUCACGAUGUGUUGUCGGACAUCCUUGAUACCUGCCAAGGCAUCGAUCCAACCGAAGAGAACAAUAACCUGGAAACGCUCCAGUACAAGAAAACCGAUCUUCGCGGCUUCCCGUCGGACGAGCAUGUGGCGGGACUCCACGUUUCUUCGUGUGGUCAUUUGAUGCAUGCGGAAUGUUUCGAAAACUAUCAAUCGUCGGUGGCCAAUGAGACUCCCAGCGCCCUGCGUGCGCUUUUGCCGGACAGUGGAAGAAAACGGUUCCUCUGUCCACUGUGCAAGGCGCUAGGUAACACAUUACUGCCUAUCGUCUGGAAAGGCAAGAAGGAAUCGUACCCUGGCGUGCUUCGUUCGCGUGAACCGUUUGAAUCCAUUUCACAGCACGGUCAAGAUCUUAUCAGCCAGUUGUGUGAACAAGUCAAACCGAAUCCGACGGACGAAAUUCCUGGCUCUUUUGGCGCUGCUGAGCAGGCCAGCCAAGAUCUGCGACACGAUGAUCCUCAUCUAGCCGUGUCGGAUUUAACGGAACUGAAACGACUGUAUUUCCGAUUCAUGACGAUUAUUAAGUUACGAAAUGGACGCAUCAUCACUGGCCCGGAAGACAUGCAUCUUCGAUGUGCUUUGGAAGAACUUUUCGACAUGUAUGCCUACACCAUUUCGGCUGUGGAAAUUGCCCAGCGCGGGGUCAAGGAGUCGAGUGCCAAGGAUUUGACCGUCGAACACACCGGUACCUUCCUAGACGGCAUUUCCACGCAAACCCAGAUGCUGUUGAAGGUGCUGUCAAAGACGAAUCGCGUCCUGCCGCGGAUGGUGGAGCCGCUGUACAAAGUCAAGGAACGCCACGCUCUCAGCCGAUUACAACUCAACGCGUUGAUGCAAGUGUUCCCGUCGCCCGAUUCGGGGAGCAUGGAGGAUGACGGUAGCUACAUGCCGUUGUUGGCCGAUGAUCCUUUCCGAGUGUUCAAUAUUCUCAGUUUCACAUUGACCGAUGACACCAUGGAUAUCCAUCACAUUCUUCGACUGCUUUACCUUGCUGAACUGGUCAAGGUGACCAUGACCCUCCUCCAGAAACUCCCGGAAGAAGAGUUGCUGAAGGAUGCCAAACUGAGCGACAAGUUGCGAUCGCUGCAACAACGCCCUCUGCACGGUGAACAAGGGCCACGUGGAUUUGCUGCAUGGUUGAUGGGAUCGCUGGACGUACCUGCUUCUGUAGCACAGCAAUUCUUUGACAAAAUUGGCGGCAAUGCAUUUGCGGCCAUGGUGCGCACAUUUACGUUACCUUUCCUUCGAAAGUGUCUGUUACUCAUGGUGGUACAUCACGGUUUUGUGCUGCAAAACCCGCAAGACGCCAAGCAUUUGAUCGCAGAUAACGAAUAUGAUCGUCUCGUUGAAAUCAUGGGACUGCCUGAUUUUGAAAGCGUUUUCAACGUCUCGACACAGGAACAAUCGCUGAUUGAUCACUGGUGCCGCGAUUUCAACCUGCGGGUCAAGCAUCAAGAUCCCUUGGGUGAGCCUGUACGUCUAUCGUUGAACUUGCCAACUGUCUAUUCUUUACUGUCUCUGCCGUACCGUAUGGACCAGCUGUUUGACGAAAGUCUGCGGCGUGCGUGCCGAAAUUGCGGCACGUUGCCCGAAUAUCCCGCCCUCUGUCUCAUGUGUGGCACCUUUGUGUGCUCUCGACGGUUCUGCUGUUCCCAAAAUGACAUGGGCGAGUGCAACACGCACAUGUUACUUUGUGGCGGUGAAGUCGGUAUCUAUAUGGUGGUAAAAGAAUGCUUUGUCUUGCUACUCCAUGACAAUGGUGGCACGAUUAUGAGUGCGCCCUAUUUGGAUACACACGGUGAAGUUGAUUUAUUCCUAAAGUAAGUGUGCUGGCAUGGAUGUGUAUGUUUUCACGUGGAUUGAUGAAUUUGAAUGAUGCAUAGACGUGGUACACCUCAGUAUUUGA
Messenger RNA from Radiomyces spectabilis, 6661 nucleotides. RefSeq lists its product as uncharacterized. The transcript is spliced from 5 exons. Gene Ontology annotation, molecular function: ubiquitin protein ligase activity; zinc ion binding. Gene Ontology annotation, biological process: ubiquitin-dependent protein catabolic process via the N-end rule pathway; protein ubiquitination. Gene Ontology annotation, cellular component: cytoplasm; ubiquitin ligase complex. Lineage: Eukaryota; Fungi; Mucoromycota; Mucoromycetes; Mucorales; Radiomycetaceae. The coding region runs from base 133 to 6579 and encodes 2148 amino acids. The record is from RefSeq and is a predicted model, not a curated record.